CCGCCCCUGACAGUCCCCCGGUGUUCUUGGGUGAACUGAUAUGUUUCUAGAAAAGCUCACUACCACUGGUUGUCCAAGCUGUCAGAAACCAAGACUAACAUGGCUGCAGUAACAUGGCGCAUCUGCUUCAGUUUGAGAAAUACCAGAACAUUCUUCGCUCGGUGCCACAACAGAAGCGACCAGCGGCUGUUUUCCAGCGCUACGCACCAGGAGAAUGAGCUUGAACUCCGUGAUACCUCAGUGACUGCUGCAAACUUCCAGACCAGACCCAGAUUGGAGAGAUUAACAGAUGAGAAGGUCCUACCGUUUUCAGCUUUCUUGACCGACAGCUUUGACCGCAGACAUAACUAUCUACGCAUCUCUCUGACUGAGAAAUGCAACCUCCGCUGUCAGUAUUGCAUGCCAGAGGAGGGAGUGAAGCUCACGCCGCGGGCCCAGCUGCUCUCCACCUCAGAGGUGCUAACCCUCGCUCAGCUCUUUGUCCGAGAGGGAGUGGAUAAAAUCCGACUCACUGGAGGGGAGCCUCUCAUCAGACCCGAUGUUCUGGAUAUCAUUGCUGAACUGAAAAAGCUAGUGGGUCUGAAAACUGUUGCAGUUACAACCAACGGCAUUAACUUAUCCCGACUUUUGCCGAAGCUGAAAGAUGCUGGACUGGACCUGAUUAACAUCAGCCUCGACUCUUUGGUUCCAGCAAAAUUUGAGUUUGUAGUCAGGCGAAAAGGUUUUCAUAAAGUCAUGGAGAGCAUUGACAAAGCGGUUGAAUUGGGCUACAAUCCAGUCAAGAUCAACUGUGUGGUGAUGAGAGGCCUGAAUGAGGAUGAACUCUUAGAUUUUGUGCGACUCACAGAGAAGAAGCCUCUGGAGGUCCGCUUCAUUGAGUAUAUGCCAUUCGAUGGAAACAAGUGGAACUUUAAGAAGAUGGUGAGUUACCAGGAGAUGCUGGACCAGAUCAGACAGCAGUGGCCCAAUCUGGAACGGCUUCAGUCUGGACCUGCUGACACUGCCAAGACUUUUAAAGUCCCUGGUUUCAAAGGUCAGCUGGGCUUCAUUACUUCCAUGUCAGACAAUUUCUGUGGCUCCUGUAACCGUUUGCGCAUCACUGCAGAUGGAAACCUCAAGGUGUGUUUGUUUGGUAACUCUGAAGUGUCUCUCAGAGAUAUUCUCCGUUCUGGAGCAUCUGAUGAGGAGCUGCUGCAAAUCAUCGGAGCUGCUGUGGGCAGGAAGAAGAAGCAACAUGCAGGCAUGUUCAGUAUCUCUCAGAUGAAGAACAGACCUAUGGUGCUCAUUGAUUUCUCUGAGAUGUUUCUCACAAGGCCAGAAAACCGACAAAGGGCUUCAUUCAUCUUUACCAAGCUAAAACGUGACCCAUUUCUUUAUCUGACUGCGUCUUCUGACGAGUCUCGUAAGGAGUUUGAGUUUCUGUGCCUUCCUGGCUGCACUGCUUCAACACAGACAGCCUUUAGUUGCUGCUUUAAGUCCUUAGUGAGUGGCGGUUCACUCAUUAAGACCCAUAGUAGCAAAGAGAAGUGCCACAAUGUGACGCCGCUUCACUCGGACUAUAAUUACGAUCUCAUUUUCACCAGUCAUCACACUAAGAAACGCACAAAUAUGAACUUCAUUAAUGAAGACCCCCUCAGGUACGCACAAUCCAGUGUUCCUAACAACCCAAGGAGUCGGUCCCUUUCUUCUUUUUGCACACUGAAGGCCAAACUGAACCAGAAAAAUCUAAGUGUCAGGUUGUUUCACAGUCAGAGUUCUGGUGAAGACCACACGCAUAAGACCCCAUCAGCCUUAGACAGUCCCAGUAGCGCUAAACCCCAGCUGACGCACACAGACGCCCAGGGCCGAGCAGCAAUGGUGGACGUUGGGGGGAAGCGUCCCACAGGUCGAACAGCCACAGCCGGUGCCACCGUCAUCCUGGGCGCUGUCGCUUUCCGCCUCCUUCGGGACAACCAGCUGGCCAAAGGUGAUGCUUUAACUGUGGCUCAGCUGGCCGGCAUCAUGGCUUCAAAACAGACCUCUACCCUCAUCCCUCUUUGCCACCCGCUCCCUCUGGACCACGCCUCCAUCUCAUUUCAGCUGGAUGAGCUGCACUGCUCUGUUAUUAUCACUGCAACAUGUCAUACCACCAGCAGGACGGGGGUGGAGAUGGAGGCGCUGACGGCUGCCUCUGUGGCAGCGCUUACGGUCUAUGAUAUGUGUAAGGCUGUGAGCCACGAAAUUGUCAUCACAGAUGUGAAACUGCUCAGCAAGACGGGUGGGAAGAGAGACUUUCACAGUCGAUGAACACAGGAAAACUGAACUGCAAGAUGAAGAAAGUCCCUCUCUGCAAACCCAAAUGUGUACCAAUAACUCGGGCUUCUACACAAUCACAAAAUUCCAUAUUUAUCCAAAAACAAUUAGAUUUUCUUUCUGGACAUUUGAGUACAAAUUUUUAACUCUGAACCUGCCUGUGAAGUAGUCAGGUCUUAAAAUCUGUAGGAUCUAACAGAGAAAACGGCUCUCUGGCUUUUUAGCAAAACAGUGUUCAUUCUUCAUUUAAAUUAUGUUUAGUAAAAACUAUCAGUGUCAUACAUGAGCUUAUUUUUUCCUCUUUCGGUCUACAGACGCUACAAACCUAAAUGUAUGUUUCUCAGUUAACUAACUGAAUGUUGAUGAUGUUUACAUUCUGAAUGUCUUUAAUUAUCUGAAGUUAUAUUUCACACCAUAUCUGAAUUGCAUUGUUGCUCCUGACAACACCAUGAAUGAUUUUUUUUAACAGUUUAUUAUCUUUAAUGCAGCCUAACGUUUCAUUAUCUUACUUUAUAAAAUUAAUUUUUGCAUUUUUGUACUUGACAUGAGUUCUGCAGUCCACUUUUUAAUGGGUUUUACAUAAGACAAUGGUGAUCUUCACUAUGGUGUGAGCAUUAGUUUCUUUUGUCAUAAUAAAAAGUUGUAUUCACUGA
This is a messenger RNA of Gambusia affinis (western mosquitofish), 2945 nucleotides long. It is a transcript of the gene mocs1, whose product is annotated as molybdenum cofactor synthesis 1. Gene Ontology annotation, molecular function: metal ion binding; 4 iron, 4 sulfur cluster binding; GTP 3',8'-cyclase activity. The record is from RefSeq and is a predicted model, not a curated record. Gene Ontology annotation, biological process: Mo-molybdopterin cofactor biosynthetic process. NCBI's taxonomy places the organism in Eukaryota, Metazoa, Chordata, Actinopteri, Cyprinodontiformes, Poeciliidae. The transcript has 11 exons. The coding region runs from base 100 to 2286 and encodes 728 amino acids.